Molecule: messenger RNA, 1499 nt
Organism: Pseudogymnoascus destructans
Lineage: Eukaryota; Fungi; Ascomycota; Leotiomycetes; Thelebolales; Thelebolaceae
Exons: 1
Coding region: 31-633 (200 amino acids)
Source: RefSeq, a predicted model, not a curated record
GUGCACAAAUGUCAGCUUACUAAGCAACGAAUGGCAACCCACUACUCGAGUACCACCGCCAUCCCCAGUAGAGUACCACAUGCGACCAACCAUUUCACUAUGGAUCCCGCCGACAAACCCGAUCACUUCCCAACCAUGGCAAAACCAACUUCUAUCACAACUUACAGACCCCUAUCAAAACGACAGACCUCACCUGCAAACCACCAUUCGCACGCGUCGUCCUCGCAAACCGACAAGUCAAGUUACACGUCGCAUCUCGCCGCACGCCGCACGCCGCACGCCGCACGCCGCACGCCGCAAGCCGCACGCCGCACGCCGCACGCACACAUCCUCCUCGCCCCGUCCCCCCUCGUCCCCCCUACCGGCCAUCCGCCAGACCUAGCUAGCCCCAUUAGUCCACGACCCGCCGCGACGCGACCAGCAGGCAAGGGUCCCGCGCCCACCGAAGUGGAUCCCGCGGCGCGGACACUCGGCUGUGGUUGGUCUAUGGACGGAGCCACGGAGCAUUCUACGGGGGCUAGUGCUGGAAGCGGUCGAGGGGGCGCGAUUAGGUCAUCCCCGCAAGUGGGAAGGGGGGAGGGACCCACGACGGACGGGCGGCGGGUUUUGCGUGUGCUCUUAAUUCAGGGGUAGCCGUAAUGUGCUGGAUCCGUAAUUUUGCGAUGGUGGUGGUCUGAUGGAUCAUCUACUCUGGCCAUUUUCCCGUUGCAUGUUUGUGGUACAAGCUGUUCCUUGCGCCUUGGAAUUGCGGUGGAUCAGUGGCAACAGGGUCUUUUUUCGACGGCGGUGGUGUACAACGUGCUUCUCGUCUGAUUCAGGCCGGGUUCACACACCACCAUAGGAUCCAAUUCAGUUGGGUUUCGCAAGGGGGAAAGUUCGGGGGAAUGUUAGGGAGAAAGUUGAGGGGAAGAGGUGACUGUCAUCGCCCUGGACGUGCCACGACUGUCUGCUUAUGGCUCAUGCAGCUCAUCCAUCUGCAUUCCCUCAUUCCCCUCUCCGGUAAGUUCUGCAAUCUACAAAUACUAUAGAUAUGGACAGGCUCGAUCAAGCAAGUCCGCCGUUCAUCAAGUUACCAAACAUCCCAAAGCAAGGACCUCCCUCUUGCAAUCUCUGCUUACUCUAAUCGCGUCCGACCCAGCCCGCUCCUCCUCGUUGGUUCCGUGUAUCAAAUGCUGCGAGUGCUUCGUACUGACGUACUGACCUUCUACUUGCAUUCACUCGCCACUCUCUGCUCGCUAUUCCUGCCGACAGUACAUACGGAGUAAUAAUACUGCACUCUCCUCACCACUGCCACAGACAAAGUUUCCUGAUUCCACGGCCCUCUACGUACUCUCUCCCGCAUUCCCCAAUCAAAGGCGGCGGCGACAAAAAAGAGCGUGGCCUGGCAUAAUCGCUGAAACUUAGCGAAAUUGGCCAUUUUAUACAGCACACCGACCAACCACCUACCUUUCUCCUCGGGGGGCUAUGAUCAUACUGUACCAUACAUAUACAUAUACAUA